AUGGCUCAUAGGAAACUUCAACAGGAAAUAGACAGGGUCUUUAAAAAGAUCAAUGAAGGUCUAGAUAUAUUUGAUAGUUAUUAUGAAAGGCAUGAAAGUUGUACAAAUAAUCCGUCUCAAAAAGAGAAACUCGAAUCUGAUCUUAAACGUGAAGUAAAAAAACUACAAAGGCUACGAGAACAGAUCAAAUCAUGGCAGAGCUCACCAGAGAUAAAAGAUAAAGACUCUCUGCUAGAAUACCGAAGGUCAGUAGAAACUGCGAUGGAAAAAUAUAAAGCUGUUGAGAAGGCCUCAAAAGAGAAGGCUUACUCUAAUAUAAGUUUAAAAAAAUCAGACACGCUGGGCCCUCAAGAAAAGGAGAUAAAAGAAGUUUCCGAUUACCUCUCACAAGAGAUUGACGAGUUGGAAAGACAAUAUGAAGCUGCUCAGAUAGAAAUUGACCGACUUAUAGUGUUGAACAAAAAGAAAAAGACUGCAUCAGCAGCAAACGAUGAAAAGAAAGACCAACUAAAAGCAUUACAGCUUCGUUAUCGUUGGCAUCAGCAGCAAAUGGAACUUGCAUUAAGGUUGUUAGCCAACGAGGAAUUAGAUCCACAAAAAGUAAAUGCUAUCAAAGAUGAUAUUCGAUAUUUCAUCGAAUCAAACAGAGAACCUGAUUUUGUGGAAGAUGAAACUAUUUAUGAUACUCUAGAUUUAACCUCAAAUGAAGCUAUUGCUCAUGAAGUGGCACAAUAUUUUGCUGCACAAAGUUCAGAAGAUAAUCUAGGCGGCGAAAACAACGAACCAAUAGAUUUGGAUUCGAUAGACACGUCAAAACUUUCUAAGAAGGAAUUGAGGAAACUAGAGAGAGAGGCUAAAAAAGCAGCAAAGGUGGCCGCUAAAAACGCUGCUAUCGCUACAGCAAAUGCUCCACCAACUAUAUCAAUACCAGCUGCAAAACCUCAGUCAGCAGAUUCAUCCAUUAUUUCUAACUCAGAUGAUAAAAAUGAUGAUAAGAGCAAUAAUAAGAGCGAGUCGGUAUCUCCUAUAGUUAGUAAAAUUGAAAAUUCAACGGCAAAUACAACUCCUCGUAGUCCUCUAGUGAAAAAGCCCACAACUUCGACACCUGUAUCAUCUAGGCCGACAACCACUGGCUUCAAUACUGACACAGCUGAAAUAAAGGGUAGUCAUACGCACAUUCAAACUCAAAAUGGAAUGACAAGUUCUACCAUUCUAAAACCAGCUGUGGUUCCAGCCAGGCCGGCAGGUGAUUUAAAAUGGUCUGUUGCAGCAUCUCAUGGUAUAGAAAAAGAACGCAAAAUAAAUUCACCUCCUUCUUUGGUAGCUACUAUGUCUUCGCGCUCAAAUUCGAUAACUCAACAAACAAAUGAGCAGACUCCCACAAUUUCAAAGACACAAAUCAACACUACUGGAACAACAUUGGCAGAAAGAUUGGAAAAAGCGCACGAACAAAGCGUGUCUGCCGCAACUCAAAUCAAUUCAGUGUCUGAGCAAACGAAACCUGCUGAACCACAAAAUGAUAAUGCCAAAGGCUCUAUGGACAAUACAUCAGAUGAGAAUAAUAAUAAAGAGCAAGAAGUGAAUAUUGACAGUCCUAUAUUGGAAGCACCUCUAUUUUCAGAUUUCUCUGAUUCAGACUAUGAGGAAAUCGAAAGUGACUCUGAAGAACAAUUGUCAUUGGAUGAAUCAAAUACUCAGAACUUGAAGAAAGAGCAUUUGAAAUCUGCUUUAUCUUCUGAUUUUGAAAUGCUUUUGCUACCAAGUGGUAUUCAAGAGUUUAUUAUGGGCAUGGAUUUGACGAAGAAUAAUAUAACAACAACUUCAGAAGGUAAGAUAAGAAGAUCCAGAGAUACCUGCAAUAUAUUCAGACUAGAUAAUGUUCCUUAUGGCGUUAAUCCGCCUUCACCUCUUGAUGCUUUCAGAUCGGCACAGCAAUGGGAUACAGCUCGUCAUUCAUUAUGGUCUUCUUUAAGAAACAAUGAAGCAAAUUUCAAUGAAGAAAUCUUGAUGUCAAAAUUUGAAUCGUUGGACAUGUUCACUCUAUUUUACAACUAUUACUUUAGUGUAACGCCCUUAGAAAAGCAGAUCGCUUCUAAAGUACUCAAAAAUAGAGAGUGGAGAGUGGCUAAUAAUGAAGUUAUGUGGUUCUUAAGACAAGGAGAACCUAAACUAGUGAAUGAUCAGUACGAAAUUGGAGAUUAUAAAAUAUUUAAACUGGACGACUGGACAGUGAUUGAUAAGGUCAAUUUCAAACUUGACUACGGAUUAUUAAAAGAUAAUCAAAAACAAAGCAAUACUGAUGGUCGGGAUACAGAACAAAAUUCUCUAACUGGAGAUGAUGAUAAUGCACUAUCUCAUGGACAACAACUUCUGCAACAACUGAAAAGGGGCAAAGACUCCAUAUCUGCAUAA
This is a messenger RNA of Nakaseomyces glabratus, 2412 nucleotides long. It is a transcript of the gene NOT3, whose product is annotated as CCR4-NOT core subunit NOT3. NCBI's taxonomy places the organism in Eukaryota, Fungi, Ascomycota, Saccharomycetes, Saccharomycetales, Saccharomycetaceae. The record is from RefSeq and is a predicted model, not a curated record. Gene Ontology annotation, biological process: nuclear-transcribed mRNA poly(A) tail shortening; regulation of DNA-templated transcription. Gene Ontology annotation, cellular component: P-body; nucleus; CCR4-NOT core complex.